CUUUAACUGUGACUUUAAAAUAUAUCACUGGUUGUUAUUGUGCAGGUGUGAUGGCGAGGAUAUCCGGCUCUACUCGCAUUUGCACGCUGGUCUUGACUUUGUGCUUCCUGGUCUUUGAGAUUGUAGUCGGUCAAAUCUGCAGAUCCCUCCUCAUCGCGGUGGACAGCUUCCAUACGCUCUACAUUUUCAUAAAUCUGGCUCUAUCAGCAUUAAAGCAUCAUCCCAAUUCUCCCUGCUCACCUGAUCCCUCCACGACCGCUGCUCCAUCCCGUCCAAACGUCUCUGCUUCAGGAGGUCCGAGUCCUCCGUGUGCUGAGGACUACAGAAGGAUGCGUCUCAAACCCUUCGGCAACCUGAUCUCAGCUCUGCUCAUGGCAUCUCAGUGUGUCUCCAUUAGUCUGGAGAUUCUCACGCAUGUCGUGCAGCCAGAACCCAUUCUACACCCACUCCUGUCUAUUGUUGUUGGAGGAGCCAGUCUGAUAUUUAAUAUGCUCGUUUUGGCCUGGAAAAGAAGCAGCAGAGGGAUUGAUGAAGCUGCUGAGGGGAACAGAAAGAGUCUGACGCGAAAUGACCCUCAUUCUACAUCAGAAAGCAAAGGAAGUGCUCUGCAGGAUGACGCACUGAUGUUCUGCAACCCUGAAGCAUCUCGGGUCCUGGAUCCAGAUCAAGGCUCUCAGCACAGCUCUUCUGAGUUACCAGAGCACAGCAUCACUGAAGCAGUCCAGUCCAGUCACAGUCAAAAGUCUAAUUCCAGAAUCAGUGAAAGUUCACAGGAAAUCAUUCCGGAAGAUCGACAUCACUCCACCUGCACCGAACCCACCGUUUCCCAGUGCAUUCCUGAAGGCUCCGGGUGCAGAAGACAGCAGCUCGGCUCCAUCGGUGUGAUCCAGCACCUUCUGGGUUCAGUCCUGGUUUUGACUAACGGUCUGGUUCUCCUGCUGUCUGCAGCGCACUGCCAUCGGCCUCACUCCGACUGUCACCUCCUGGUGUAUCUGGACGCAGGUUUUUCCGCAGUCUGUGUGCUGGUUUUGUUAUCCACAGCCCUGCCGAAGCUACAGCGCUACGGGCUGCUGGUGCUGCAGGCGACGCCGCUGCAUCUCUCCGUGGCUCAGGUGCGGCUGAGGCUCACUGAAGUACCGGGCGUGCUGUCGGUGCACGAGCUGCACGUGUGGCAGCUGUCGGACGCGCUGAUGGUGGCGUCGCUGCACGUUCACUGUCCGGACGGGCUGAACGCAGCGCAGUGCGCAGAUCUGAUGGGGAGGACAAAAGCAGUGCUGGCCGCUUUCGGCAUCAACCACUGCACCGUGCAGCCGGAGUUCAUCAGGAGCGACGCAGCGGCCGGUGGCGGAUCGGGACGGUCGCUCUGCAGCUUGCGCUGUGGCCAGGAGUGUGUGGAGAAGCUCUGUUGCUCCCCUCAGGUGGACAAGACCAGCUGUCCCAAGACAGAGAGUCCUGCUUGUGUGCAACCCUGCUCUCCAGCGCCGCACAGUGUUGAUGAGCAUAGAGACGUGGUUAUUGAGAACACGUACCUGUGACUGAAGCUUGUUGGUGUGUUUGUGAACUGACAGCACUGUAAGUACUGUACAUGACAGAGACUCCAGCAAUAAAUGCAUUUAUAUAUGCAAAACAAUCGAGGGGUGAACACUGAUUUAUUCAGAGCUGAAGCACUGAGAGGAGGACAUGGUCAGAUAUUAACCUGCUCCACACAUUUAAAGGUCUCUAACUGAUCAACAUGAUCAAAACUUUGCUGCCAAACCUGUGGCACACAAUCUACUCCAUGCCUUCUGUCGUCUGAUUGAUAGUUUAGACUUGUUUUUAACAAGUAAAGGCCUUUUAGUCUAAUUGUACAAGUGUGCACCUUUGUUGCUGUCAAAGCUUAGGUUUACUUGAUUAUCCAGAAAGUUUUUAGAAAAAAAAUAUGAGUCUCAAAUAAGAUCUUCAGGCCUUUGAGGAACGUUUAUGAGUUCAUCUCUCAAUAAUCAUUGUAUUGCAUUAUGUUUUGAGAGUGACGACUGAUAUUAAUGUAGUUUUAUGUAAGCUAAGUAGUCUGUUAUACAGUUAUGAAGAUCUCAUUGAUUUACAUUACAAGCAUCAGAAUUCCAUCUAACUUAGUCCAUAUAAAUAUCUGCACCUGCAUAUUUUUGCGCAGUUUUGGGCAUCUGGAUAUAACUGAGACGUCUGUUCUUCCUCGUCCUUGAUGAGCUUCAUAUUCUUACUGUAUCAUACGAGCCAUAAAAGUCUG
Molecule: messenger RNA, 2242 nt
Organism: Sinocyclocheilus grahami
Lineage: Eukaryota; Metazoa; Chordata; Actinopteri; Cypriniformes; Cyprinidae
Product: zinc/cadmium resistance protein
Exons: 3
Coding region: 51-1535 (494 amino acids)
Biological process (GO): intracellular zinc ion homeostasis; zinc ion transmembrane transport; detoxification of zinc ion
Cellular component (GO): Golgi apparatus; membrane; endoplasmic reticulum
Molecular function (GO): zinc ion transmembrane transporter activity; calcium channel inhibitor activity
Source: RefSeq, a predicted model, not a curated record